AUGGCCACCUACUCUGCAUUUCUAUCCAGUUUGGCCACCGCUCCUCGGCCACCGCUCCUCGGCCACCGCUCCUCGGCCACCGCUGGCCACCAGCGAGGUGUAUAUAAACCCUACCUCUCACUCUCUGUUUGCCUACAACGACCCUCCAAGCGACAAUCAUCUCCCUACGAACAACAUCUAAGAAUGAAUCCCUCCUCAUACUCUUCUUCUUUCGGAAAACCCUGUACCAGGACUGGGCCCAUCGAGUUGCGCGAUGACCGACGCAUGGAGCAAGAAUCCCUCGUCUGGAUCAGUAUAAUUGUCAUCCCGCCGCAGCGAUCCCGUAACAGCCAAUUCAUCACGGCCCACGACCCUCACUGGUGCCUAUCUUGGGACCUUUCCCUCCAACACGUUCGCGCUGGGAAACCGAGCCCUCAACGUCGCUUGCACAAUGCCGAAGACGCAAUUUACAGCCCGAGGAUUGAGUGCUCAAAGAUCGACGAGGCCAUACAGCACGCUCACUCGAUGCAGAUGGUCUAUCCGAUCAAGGAGCUGAGCCUCAAGCAAAGAGCCCAUCUAGAAAACAUUGCGGCGGCCACUGGGUCCAAUGGGAGUUGCCGGGAGUGGUGUUUACGAGUUUUGCGACAGGCGAUGCUUGCAGGAUUAUUCACCGAGCAGGAGAUUAGCCAGGCAAAGUAUAUGGCUGAGGCGGCCCACGUUUAA
Messenger RNA from Pleurotus ostreatus (oyster mushroom), 702 nucleotides. RefSeq lists its product as uncharacterized. NCBI's taxonomy places the organism in Eukaryota, Fungi, Basidiomycota, Agaricomycetes, Agaricales, Pleurotaceae. The record is from RefSeq and is a predicted model, not a curated record. The transcript has a single exon. Bases 1 to 702 code for a protein of 233 amino acids.